This is a messenger RNA of Ruditapes philippinarum (Manila clam), 6480 nucleotides long. Its product is annotated as trichohyalin-like. The coding region runs from base 454 to 4737 and encodes 1427 amino acids. The record is from RefSeq and is a predicted model, not a curated record. NCBI's taxonomy places the organism in Eukaryota, Metazoa, Mollusca, Bivalvia, Venerida, Veneridae. The transcript has 3 exons.
UGAUGCAUAUGAUUUUGGAUUGGAUAUUCAUGAAGAAAAAUUAAGAUUGUGUAAAGUAUUAGUGGGUUAGAGUGUUGAAAAUGUAUAUAUCAGAGAAAUUCAUAGCACAAAUGAAAUUGAAUUUUCCAACAGACAUCACAGAACAUAAAGAUAAAAACAUCUUCAUAAACUUUGCUGUGAAUGGCAACAACUUUGAUUUGGAAUUCUUUUUUGGCAAUGUGUUAAAGAGAUGUUUUCAGCAGGUUUUCUCAUCAUCAUCAUCGUCAUCAUCAACAACAACAACAAGAACAAAGACAAUGCAAACAAGGAAUAAUAUGUUGAUGUACAGGUGUGCCUCUAAAAGUAGAUAUCCAAGAUGAAAGUGACAGAGAACUUCUUAAUCAAGUUAAUGAACUAGGUAAACGUGUUGUGUUGGAAAUCUCAGAAGAUUGUCCUGGAAAUAUCUCUGCAGAGAUGGAGUUCAACAAGGAGGAAGACCCUGAUGUUGUUCAUGUAAAGAAAUUCCAAAGGACUGUCCUACCUGAAAUAGACUUGCCAGGUAUUGAAGAAGAAGAAGGUGAAACAGAAGGUGAAGGCACAGACACAGUAGAAUAUUUGGAUUAUGGUUCAUCUGUAGAUGAGACAUCAAUGACUGAGAGUCACCCACAUAGAAUGAAAGCACACCCAAGACUACAGAAGCAAGAUGCUGUCACUUCAUCACCAUCCCAAUCUGAAUCUGAGGAAAGAUUUGCUAGACCAAAGUCAAGGUUAAGAAGAUCAUACUCGGAGGUUAAGAGUCGUCCUAAUUACCAAUCAGAUGGCUCCAUGUCCUCUAGAUCUGUGUCAUCUGCUACAAGGAGCAGGGACUCAUUCAAUUUGUCAGCUCCUGAAUGGUUGCCAUCUCGAUCCCAGAAUGGUAGUCUUAGUCAUAGGGAAUUCAGAGAGUACAAUAGACCCAGAACUGCUUGGAAGAAAGAUAACAGAGAUAAUGAGUAUGAUUCACAAGGUUUAAGACCCGUGUCUGCACGUAGAACUAUGUCAAUGAAAGAAAGAGAGGACUUUGAGUUCAUGAGAGCAAAAUAUUAUCCUCCAGUUCAUGACUGUGUUAGUAUGCAUGACCGUGGGCUUGGACAUGUUACUAACACUGUUCAAAGGAAUGCACUAAAUAGAGCAAAUUCUAGAAAGAGAGAUAUCAAUAUUAACAUAGACUCUGGUACAAAGAAAUUGCCUCAUAAAAUUGAUGCAGUUAUUCAUGGUAUGACAAACGAAGAUGUAACUGUGGGUAAAGGAAACAGGGGAAACAUAAAUAUCAGGAUACCAGGGGCUGAUCAACAAGAAACUGCAGAUGAAGUGUCUGAUUUAGAAGUAGAUCAAGCUCCCCCAAGACCAAUUAAAGUAGACAUUAAUGUGAAUAUGAAUGAGAAAACAGAUGUGGAAAAAGCUAUAAAAAAGAAGGAAGUGAAACCAGCAAAGACUCCUCAAAAAGUGAAGAGAAAACCACCUGUGAAGGAAAAGCCAAUACUACAGCAGAUUAUAGAAGAACCAAUAGGUCCUGGAGUCUCAGAAGCAUAUGCUGUCCAUAUAUUAAAAGUCCCUCUGAAAGGGAAGAAAAACAAGGCAAAUACUAAAUCAAGAAGCCGGUCCAGAUCUCCUAAGAAAGGAGGAAGAGGAAGGUCACCCUCUCCUAAACGAAAUCUUCUAAAGAAUGAAUUAAAUAAUGCUAGGAAGGACAUAGAUGCUAAAGUAGAAGAUGGAAAACAACAAAUUGACAAGUUAUUACAAGAAUGUUUGGAAAUAUUUGGAACAAAGCUUAAAGAGCAGCAAGAAAUGUUUGCAGAACAGAUGCAGAAAGCCCAUGGUCAGUUUGCUGAAGAUCUAAGUGAAGCACAGGCUGCAUUAUCAUCCCAUGGUGAAACUGUUAAAGGAGAUCUGUCAACACAGUUGGUUGCAGCAACAAACACAAUAACAGAACAGCUUAAAGAUUCACAGACAGCUCUGAGAGACAGUUUAGAUGUUUCACAGAAAGCUUUGUCAAGCCAGUUAGAAGAUUCUCAGAAAAUUUUAGCCAGUCAGUUACAAGAGUCACAAAAUAAUUUCGGAGAACUUGUAAAAGAUUCACAAAAUGUUCUUGCAGAUCAGCUUAAAGAUUCACAAAAAGUAUUCAGUGAUCAAGUUCAGGAUUCACAGAAACUAUUGUCUGAUCAGUUGACUGAAUCACAGAAUACGCUGACUACUCAAAUGAAAGAUUCACAGAUCACUUUAACCAAUCAGCUGAAAGAGUCCCAAACUAUGAUAGCUGAUCAAGUGAAGGAUUCUCAACAACUUAUUGCAGAGCAACUUAAGGAUUCACAACAAACAAUAGCUGAGCAACUCAAAGCUGCUAAAACUAGCUUUUCUCAGCAGUAUACAGAAUCAAAAGAUGCUUUGACUACUCAGUUUGAAGAGUCCCAGAGUAAAAUGUCAGAACAAUUGGCCACAUCUCAGCAAGUUAUUGCUUCUGAUCUUACAAACUCUCAGAAUGUUUUAUCUAAGCAACUGACUGACAACCAGAAGAUUAUGUCAGAGCAGCUAGAGACAUCAAAGGACACAAUUGACAAACAGUUACAUGAAACACAGGCAAAGAUAAAUGAACAGCUUGAAGACAGUCAGAAGCAGAUCGACAACACCUUGACUGAAACUUUGGACAAAAUUGAUCAGCAAGAGCAGAGUGCUACAGAAAGAUUGUUGAAAGAAAGUGAAGAAUCACAGAGAAAGAUUCAAGAGCAGGAAGAAAGUGCUAAGCAAAGAAUGCAAGAAGAAAGUGAGGCAAGUCAGAAAAAACUUGCUGAACAAGAAGAAGCUGCCAGAGAAAAGCUCAAGCAAGAAUCGGAAGAGACUCAGAAGAGACUGGCUGAACAAGAAGCUCAGGCAAAGGAACAGAUGGAGAAAGAAAGAGCUGAGACACAAAGAAGACUUGAGGAACAGGAAACCAAGGCUAGGGAACAGAUGCAGAAGGAAAGUGAGGAAACACAGAAAAGAAUUGCAGAGCAAGAAGCUCAAGCUAAAGAAAAAUUAUUGAAAGAAGGAGAAGAAACUCGUAAAAAAUUGGCCGAACAGAGUGAAGAAAGCCAGAAGAAACUAGCUGAGCAAAGUGAGGAGUCAGCAAAGAAACUUGCUGAGCAAAGCGAGGAAACUACAAAGAAACUUGCAGAGCAAGGUGAAGAAACACAAAAGAAGUUGGCAGCUCAAAGUGAGGAAACACAGAAGAAACUGGCUGAGCAAGAGAAAAAAGCAAGAGAAGAAAUGGAGAAAGAUAGAGAUGAAGCGGCUAAACGUCUUGCAGAGCAAGAAGCAGCAGCAAGAGAAAAUAUGAGAAAAGAGGGAGAUGAAACAGCAAGGAGACUGAAGGAGCAAGAGGAGCAGGCUAAAGAGCAAAUGAAAAAAGAGAGUGAAGAAACUGCACGAAGAUUAGCAGAGCAAGAAGAAGAAGCAAGACAAAAGCUUCAGAAGGAAAGUGAAGAAACUCAAAAAAGGUUGGUUGAACAAGAAGAGAAAACAAGAGAAAUGAUGCAAAAGGAAACCGAGGAGUCUGCAAAAAGGUUAGCUGAACAAGAGGCUUCAGCUAAAGAGAAUCUACUUAAGGAAGGGGAGAGCUCUGCAAGGAGACUUGCUGAACAAGAACAAAAAGCCAGACAAGAAAUGCAAAAAGAGGCAGACAGUACUGUAAAGAAACUGGCUGAACAAGAAGCUAUGGCCAAACAAAGCUUACAAAAGGACUUGGAAAAUAAACAAAAGGCAAUGGAUGAGCAACAGAAAGCAAUUGAAGAGAAACAGAAUGCCAGGGAAGCCAAACAAAGAGCAAUGGAAGAAGAAAAGAGGGCAAUGUUAGAGAAACAAAGGGCACUAGAAGAACAAAGACUGAGAGAAAUGAUGAAAAAGAACCAGCUUGAUCAGAGAGAUGGAGCCAGGCCAUCACCUAGAAUUGUGAAGGAAUCACCUGUAGCAUCCCCACGAUUUUCUAGAAAGCCCCCUGUAAAGGAGUACACAUACAGAAUGCCAGAAGUCGUGUAUAUGAAAAAUGAUCAGAAAAUGGAGUUGAUUGAGAAACCUAGAAAGAUUGUUGAUGAUGAUAUGAUGUACUUUUGUAACCAAGACGAUGUUGAUGAUAAUGAAAGUUUUGAGAGUCUGUUUGAAGGUUUCGAUGGUGAUCUAUCUAGAAAUGGUAACACAGUUUCAGAUAGCGGGUUUGACCAAUCAGAAAGCUUUCAGUCAGAGAGGAGUGAGGAUGAAAGAGAUAAAAGUAGAGCUAAUGAAUGUAGAAAAGUAGAAAAGAACAUGGACAAGUUGAAAUUAAAACUGGAGAAAAAGAUGACAGGGUUAUCUCUGCAGUUACCAAAUGAUUCUGAGAGUGAGUCUGGAAUGGAGCAGAGUUUUAGUGAGACUGUUGAAGAGGGGAGAGCAAGGGAGAAUGUUAAACCUGUUGUAGAAGUUGAAAAAGAAGAUGUGAGACACAGUGUACGUGACAAGGAGAGUAUGAAAGCUGAGUUUUUGCGAGAUCUGGAAAACAUGGGAAUGGAUAAUGGGGCGAGACCAAAAACAACAGUAAACACAAAUGCUGUUAAAAUUGAGAGAGAUACAAUUGAUUCAGGGAUUGAAAGUGUGAGAGAUGAAGUUAGUAAGAAAGAUGGAAAGUCUGUUGGGUUUGAUUUGGGGGAUGACCAUAAAGCAAAGAAAAGAAAGUCUCAAGAGUCAGUUGGGCAGUUAUUGGCUAGUUCUUAACAAUAAAUUUAUAAACAUGAUAUCCAUUGAAAAUUAUCAUUGCAUUAAUUGUAACUGAUUUUAAAAAAAAAUGUUGAAAAAUAAAUGUUAUAGUGUAAACAUCAAAAAAAUUGUUAGUUUAAACAUUUCAGUUUUUUCCAGAUGGUAUUGUAAGAGAAAAAAAAUUCAAAUAUCACUAAUUUUAUUUAUCAGAAAAAUUGUAAAUCAGCUAAUUAUUUUAUCUGAUCAUAUUAUUGAAUAAUAUGUAACUUAAGUUCCUGACCUUUAAAAUUCCUGAAACUUUCAAAAUCUAAACAUUUUGGUUGAUUUCGGAUGUGUUUGGAUUUUUGUAGUGAUAUGUUUAGAUGCUUAAAUGUUUGAUCAUCCAAAUGUACGGGAGUCUGUAACAUUGAUAUGCCUUUGACUUUGAACUUUAAAUUUAAAUGUUUGAAUAUCAGUAAUAUACACAGUAGUGAUUGUUUUUUAUAAUCAAAAUAUACUUGAAUUUGCUAUGUAAUUGUACAUUUUAUGUUACGUUGUAUACAGCUAUGUUAAAGAUGCAUUUAGAUGAUCUUGAAUUUAGGUUACAAAAAUCCCAAGUAAACGUAAACAAAAUUAUUGCUAUUAUUGAUAAAGAAUUGCCUUUGAGCAUUAAUAGAUAGCAAGGAGUCAGGACAUCUGUGCAUUCUGACCAGAUUCUAUAUUAAUGGCCAUGAAUUUUAUCACUUUGUUAUAAAGACCUCUAAGAUAAGCAAAUAUUUUAGAUGGUUCCAAAGCCAAUAUAAGACAGUUUUAAUGUACAAAUUUGGUAGAAUAAGAGGUUGUUGAUUCAUGAUGUGAGUUAUAGACUUAUGAAGAAAGACUCUAAAAUCUGAGAUGUGCAUGCAUUUAAUUGUAUUAUAAGUCUUGUACAUAUUUUGUUUUGUUUUUCAACUUAUCUAUGGAUGCUAAAUUUUGAAGUGCUAAUAAUUGUGAUCAGUUAUAUAUCCGUUCACCAUUUUUAACUUAUCAUCACAUGGAAAAUUAAGCACAGCAUAUUCUGUUGAUUGGAAUUUUUUUAAAAGUUUUACACUUUGAUUGUUUAAAAAGUCAUACACUAUAAUUUGUCAUCUGAUAUUGAUAUAUUGUUGAUAUCCUUUAGGCUGAAUCAAAGACAGCUCUAGUUUUAAAUGUUAAAUUAAGACAUUCAAGUUCAUUUAACAAUUUUGGUGAAUAUUCAAACCCACUGGUAGUUGUUGUUGAGCAUGCACAAUUUUUAUGUGCCUCUUUAAGUCUAAAAUCGUGAAUGUUAUGAAAUAAUUAAAACCAGUCACUGUAAAUUUUUGUUGGUAAAGUUUUGACAUGAUUUAGAUCAAGCUUUCAUUCACUGGAGCACUGACUUCACCCAGGUUGAAUAUCUUUGUUACUUUUUUCACAAAAUGUGACAAUAAGCUUAUAAAACUUAUGAUUGGCAACCAGUCAAAAACUGGACAAUCUGAUUGAUCGAAUCUGAAUAUAGAUUUUGAAUUUACCAAUCACAGAGCUCCAUUUCAAGACUGGUUUACUAUCUUUGUUUUAUUCUUGUCUUAGACUGUUCAACUGUAAGCAUGGUAAUUUAUUUCACUAUAUUUUAUUAAUAUUGAUUAUAGUCUUUUGUUUUGUUUAUGAUAUAUAUUAACCUAAAUUGUGGCAAAUGUUUUUUUAAUGUGAAUGCAUAAUAAACAUAUAUCUAUAUCAAUAUAUAUCCUAGUGUUAGAAAUUCUGUGAAUAAAUUGUUAAAUAAUU